GUCCACUCCGACCCCGCCGCAGUAUUCUCCCAUCGCCUCCGAUUUCGUCUCUCCGCUGUCCUCUCCUCUCCUUUCCUUAGUUCUCUCACUCUGUAUCUUCUCGCGCCUGUCUACCUAGAUUAUGACCUAAAUCCGCCCUUGUUGACGUCCGUGUAUACAGCAAUCUAUGGCCGAAGGUGGAUCCUACAAUUUAGGGUUUCGAUUGGAUAUCAAGCAGAUACUGUUAGAGGCAAAACACAGGUGGCUGAGACCUGCUGAGAUUUGUGAAAUUCUUAGAAACUAUGAGAAGUUUCAUAUAUCUGCCGAGGCUCCUAGUAAACCAGUUAGCGGUUCUGUUUUUCUUUUUGAUCGUAAGGUGUUGAGGUACUUCCGAAAGGAUGGACAUAAUUGGAGAAAGAAAAAGGAUGGGAAGACCGUUAAGGAGGCCCAUGAGAAAUUGAAGGUUGGAAGUGUUGAUAUGCUUCAUUGCUAUUAUGCCCAUGGGGAAGAUAACGAAAACUUUCAAAGGCGCAGCUACUGGUUGCUUGAGACGGACCUCAUGCACAUAGUGUUUGUCCACUAUUUGGAAGUCAAGGGUAACAAAACAAACAUCAGCUAUGCUAGAAACAGUGAUAGAGUUGCAUCAAAUUCUGAAAAUGAUGGCUCAAUGUCAUCCAGUUUUUGUGGUACAAGCCCCACCAGCCACUUAUCUUCAGCAUAUGAAGAUACUGAAUCAGAAGGUAAUCAUCAAGCAAGCUCCAGGCUCCAUUUAUACCCAGAGUCUCCAUUGACUGAUGAUGGCCAUUCAGCUCAAUCUAGCUCUUACAAUCAACUUUAUAGUCCAGGAAAUUCUUCCCUGAGUUAUGCAUCAUUGCCAAGGGGUCGUACAGAUGGAGAUUUUGAAGGAGGCAGUCUCUUAACUGGUUCUCAAGCGACCACUAAUGUGGCACCGUGGAAAGAAUAUAUUGGAACUACUACAGGAGAUGAUGCAUACAAACCAGAACUUAUGCCUUCUCUGCCUCUCCAGUCGAACUGGCCGGUAAUUAACAAUUUUUUUGAGGGCACUUCUCUUCCUCCGAAUCAAGGGUUUCUUGAGCAAAAAGAACAGUCUGGGCAAAGGAAUCUUCAAAUGCUCCUCUCUAAUAUAGAGCCUGGAAGUGCUUUGAACCAAAAUUUGGAGAAUCCUAUGCCUACACUAGGAAACGAAAACAAUUCUUUCCUCCUGAAAAAGCCUCUACUUAGUGGUUUGCAAACAGAAGAAAGCUUGAAAAAGGUUGAUAGCUUCUCCCGUUGGAUUGCUAAGGAACUUGGGGAUGUUGAUGAAUUAGAUGUACAAAGAAGUAGUGGAAUUUCAUGGAGUAUUAUGGGAAAUGAAGACGACUCUACUAUGUCAGCCCCGUUGCAAGUGGAUAUGCACACGCUGAACCCUUCUAUUUCCCAGGAUCAGCUUUUCAGUAUUAUUGAUUUUUCUCCUAGCUGGGCCUACUCAAACUUGGAGACCAAGAUUGUUGUCACUGGAAUAUUCCUCAAGAGUGAGCAAGAGUUAUAUGAAUGUCGAUGGUCCAUCAUGUUUGGAGAAGUUGAGGUUCCAGCAGAGGUUUUGGCCAAUGGAACUCUUUGUUGCCUUGCUCCAUUACAAAAUCCUGGAGUAGUCCCUUUCUACAUAACAUGUUCCAAUAGGUUGGCAUGUAGUGAAAUACGAGAAUUUGACUAUCGGCCGGAGCAAAACAUUCACCUUCUUGACAUAAGUAGAGAUAAGGGAGCUCAGAUGCAUCUGUAUCAAAGAUUUGAGAUGAUAUUGGACCUGGAACCCACUGGCAGUCCUAUAAAUUGUGGAAAUGACUUUGAAAAACGGAAUAUAAUCGACAAACUUGUCUCCUUGAUAGAUGAGGAGAGUAACCAUGAGGCAAGGUUGACUCCAGAGAAUGACAAAUCCCAUCUUAAGGUGAUUGGAGAGCUUCUCCUAGAGAGGCGGCUUAAAGAGAAAUUUUACUCUUGGCUUCUUCGCAGAGUAACUGAAGAUGGCAAGGGGCCAAUGGCUAUUGAUGCUGGGGGUCAAGGCGUCUUACACUUGGCUGCGGCGCUUGGUUUUAGUUGGGCUAUCCAGCCAAUGAUCACUGCCGGUGUUAGUAUAGACUUUCGUGAUGCAAAUGGUUGGACAGCACUUCACUGGGCUGCUUUCUGUGGCAGAGAGGACACAGUUGCUGCCCUUGUUGCUCUGGGUGCUGCUUCUGGACCAUUGACAGAUCCAACUGCUGAUUGCCCACAGGGAAGUACUCCAUACGACCUGGCUUCUUGUUGUGGACACAAGGGCAUAUCUGGUUAUCUUGGUGAGGCUUCUUUGACCUCAUUAGUGUCUACACUUAAACUGAAGGAUGAUGUUAUACCGGAAGCACCUGGCUUCGGAGUUAUACAGACAGUUUCAGAACGUUCUGCUGUCCCAACAACUGGGGAAGAAGUUCCGGACGCUCUCUCUCUCAAGGAUUCACUAGCUGCAGUCUGUAAUGCAACACAAGCAGCUUCUCGCAUUCACCAAAUUUUCCGCAUUCAAUCCUUUCAAAGGAAAUGGCGUGGUGUACAGGGAUCUGACGACUUGCUGACUCCAGAAGAGCAAGCUGUUAUAGGUGGUAAAUCAUCCAGGUUGGGUCAUUCAGAUGGUAUGAUGGCCAAUGCUGCUGCCGUACGUAUUCAGAAGAAGUACCGUGGUUGGAAGACAAGAAAAGACUUCCUACAGAUCCGGCAGAAAAUUGUUAAAAUCCAGGCUCAUGUAAGGGGACAUCAGGUCAGGAAAAAGUAUAAGCCAAUCAUCUGGUCUGUUGGAAUAUUAGAGAAGGUGAUUUUGCGUUGGAGGCGUAAAAGAAGUGGAUUGCGUGGAUUCCGAUCAGAUGUUCAGAAAGGGUCGAGCAUGCAGGAGGACAAUAAUACCCUGCCACCACAGGAAGAUGAUUAUGACUUCUUGAAAGAAGGAAGAAAACAGGCUGAAGAAAGGAUGGAUAAAGCACUUGCUAGAGUGAAGUCAAUGGUGCAAUAUCCUGAAGCACGGGCCCAGUACCGUAGAUUGCUAACUGCUGCUGAAGGUUUCCGCGAUACUAAGGAAACUUCGAAUAUGAUGAUCCCGGACAAUGUUGAGGAUAUGGGUUAUGGUGAUGAGGAACUAAUUGAUGUUUCAAGCCUGUUGGAUGACGAAACUUUCAUGUCUUUAGCGUUCCAAUGAUGAUGGAAGAAGAAAGAGUUAUUAGAAGAUAUGGGUUGGGUUAGCUAUCUGUUGUCACUGUCUCAGUCAUCAAACUCCCCAAUGGAAAGAAGAACAAAAAAAAAGGAUAAGAAUAACAGACAGAUGUUAGAAGAAGCUUUGGUGUUUUGUUUUAUUUUGUUGGUAUCUAUCUGUUCUGUUGUAUAUAUCAAUCAUAUCCUAUCUAUCUGUGCGUGGACACAUUAAAGAACAAACUUACUUUAUAGAUGAUGUGUAUAAUGCUGUUUGAACAUUACUAUAUAGAUACAGACAGAUAUAUCUCUA
Messenger RNA from Andrographis paniculata, 3496 nucleotides. RefSeq names its product calmodulin-binding transcription activator 2. The record is from RefSeq and is a predicted model, not a curated record. The transcript has 13 exons. Gene Ontology annotation, molecular function: protein binding; double-stranded DNA binding; transcription coregulator activity. NCBI's taxonomy places the organism in Eukaryota, Viridiplantae, Streptophyta, Magnoliopsida, Lamiales, Acanthaceae. Gene Ontology annotation, biological process: regulation of transcription by RNA polymerase II. Gene Ontology annotation, cellular component: nucleus. Bases 167 to 3193 code for a protein of 1008 amino acids.